CGAAGUAUGAGAGACAUAACCUCAAAAUUAAAAUAUUUUGUUCAAAAUACUGAAAUUUGUUGGAACACGUGCUCCCUUAUUGUAGAUUGAAACUUAUUAAAUUUUUCUAAAGAAUUCCUAAAAACAUCUAUACAACACCCAUACAUUAUUUCUCUGUAACGUAUCCUUGUGUUUAUUUUUCUACAAUGACAUGAUAAUUACAACAAACCAUACUUACUAGAAACUCCAAAAUGAAGGUCAAGAAGAAGGUCAGUCAGCCUUUGCCCGUGAAUGGUAAGAGCACCUUAGAAAGAGAAGAGCCUCUACUGAGAGAUGACGAUGAGUUCAACUUUGGAUCCAGUUACAUUCGUGAUGAAAGCAGUGACAACGAAGAUUUAUCUGAUGAUAAUGAUACAAGGAAAUCAAAGAAGAGGAAGCGAUCUCGUAACCUUGAGGAUGAGUACAUCAGGAGAUUGCAAGAGGAAGAAGGUGAUGAAGAGGCAAAUGAUGAUGAACAAGAGCAUUCCAACAAGAAGAAGCGCUACUUGCUCCCUGUUAAGAGUGGCAACAGACUGAUUCGUCGUGUGGGAUUUGUUGAGGAAAGGAAGGUUGAAAGUGAAGAUGCGAAUGAAGGAGAAGAAGCGCAGGGUGAAGUGAAACAGAAGGAAGACGAGAUAGAGGAAUGCCCGACCAGUCGUGACCUGUCUGUGCCCGUGUCGGCAGCAGAAAUGAUCGCCUGGAGAGAGAAAGCUCUGGCCAAGGUUCGCUUCAAGAUUGGCCUGCUGGCCACGGCCGUUCUAGAAGAUCCCCAGCAACAUGUCAACAAUUUGAAAACGCUGAAUGAAAUGGCAAAAGAGUACAGACAAGAAUUGGCAUUCUCCGUCAAGAAAUUGGCGAUAGUCUCUUUGGCAGAAAUUUUCAAAGAUAUCCUUCCAUCCUACCAAAUCAGGCCACUGGAUACAUCAGAUAUUAAAUUGAAGAAGGAUGUGUACACCCUGCAGAACUACGAAAAACUGCUUCUGAAGAAUUAUCGAGAGUUUUUGACAAAGAUUGAAAAAUGCAUAUCUAUUUUGAACAAGAAGAAAGGCGAUACCAGGCUUCACAGCACUCAAAGUGUGGAUCUAGGAAUGGUUUGUCUGAAGCUGAUGUGCGACUUAUUGGUAUUGCAUCCUUAUUUCAACUACUCGCAGAACAUAGCUCAACUUCUCGUGUUGUAUCUCAACAAUCCAAAACCUGAAGUCCGCAGUAUUGUAUCGAAAUGCUUAUCUCAGAUUUUCAGAGAGGACAAGAAGGGAGAGCUGUCUUUAUUUAUUGUGCGCAAAAUAAACCUGUUGGUGAAGUCGAGGACGAAUGCUGUCCAUUCAGAAGUGGUGUCCGUAUUCUUGACCCUGAGAAUCAAAGACGUCAAUCUAGACCAGGAGAAAGAAGCUGAGUUGAGAGAGAAAAAGUUUCAAACUAGAAGGCAGAAGUUGCUGAGCAUGUCGAAAAAGGAGAGAAAGGCCAGCAAAAGAUUGGAACAGUUAGAAAAGGAACUAUUGGAAACAAAAGCUGAAGAAAAUAAGCAGACAAAGCAUAAAACUCUCACGGAAGUAAUCAAAGUUGUAUUCACUGUAUACUUUCGUAUACUCAAAAAUGAUCCAACGUCCAAAUUGCUCUGUUCAACUCUGGAGGGCAUCGCAAAAUUUGCACACCUUAUAAAUUUGGAAUUCUACCAAGAUUUAGUGUUGGUUCUGAGUCGUUUGAUGGAUGAAGGCAACUUGGGACUGCGACAGCGCUUGUUGUGCAUUCAGACUGUAUUCACCAUUCUGUCUGGCAUUGGAGAAUCAUUAGCUAUUGAUCCGGCCAACUUCUACACGCAUCUAUAUAGAAAUAUGCUUCUUGUUGAUGCAGGCCAUGCACCGGAAAACAUCAGACUGGUUUUGGACGCCCUGGAAAUAGUUGUGUUGAAACGCCGGAAGCGAAUCACCCGUCAGCGACUGCUGGCUUUCUCGAAGCGACUUGGGUCGCUUGCUCUGCAGCUACAACACAACGGAUCCUUGUCCUGUCUCACUCUCAUCAAACAAGUUUUGCAGUUGAAUAAGGCAGUCGACAUAUUGCUAGAAUCGGAUGCUUCUAUUGGACAAGGCACCUUCCUUCCUGAACUAGAAGAUCCUGAGCAUUGCAAUGCUGCCAGCUCUUGUCUUUUUGAGCUGACGUCUCUGAGGGUAAAUGCAAUUUUCACUCUCGUUCAGGCCCUUGCUGCUCAAUCAACCAAGAUAUCUGCAAAGUCAAGCAGAGAAAUUUUCAAUGACUACAAUCCUCUAGAAAUGGCGUUCAAACCAUCAAUUCCUGUUCCGAAAAAAAUGAAAGUUGGUGAAAAGCCUCACAGAUGGCAUGAUAAACAACUUGAAGUCUAUUCUAUUGAAGCGUUUCAAGACAAUAGCAAAACCGACUUGAGUGGAUUGUUCGAAGAGGUGCGUAUCCAUCAUGCGGCCAAUCGUGUUGGCGUCGCCGUGAGGCAGCGGGUAGGCUUCUAUCCACCUGGAGAAAGAAUCAGUGAUGACCAAUAUGAAUCGAUUUCUUCGCUUGGAGAGUGGGUAGGGGCCCAUCAGAUCGAGACAUACGGUUUCCCAUGGUCUAGUAGACCGUCGCGGUUGUUGCGUAGGACAGCCCCUAUACCGACCUUGCUGGCGUCUGUCUGUAGGAUGAAGGUCUUGGAGAAAUCUGGUCGACAGAGUGGUUGGAUGUUGGCGGUCAAUGCUUGUAGGCGGCGGAAAGCUGUCUCUUCUGUUGGUGACCAUUUCCAUCGCGUCUUCGUGCUAAGUAGCUCAGACAGAGGCGCACAAACGUCAGCGGCGUUGGGUUCGUUCCUUGAGGGCGGCAACUUCGGACUCGAUAAUUUGCAGUUUCUCCCAUGUCCUUGUAUAGCCGUUCCGCAGCUAGUGGGACAGUUGGCCAGCAGUACAGGUAGCUUCAGCGGUUGGAUCCGUGUACCGUGGUCGAGGUGGGCAGCUCUCACGAAGUUGUGCGUUGCGGCUGAAUCGAGUAGAGCGUGUAGUUGUUUACCCGCGAGGAUGACAGGGAUCCAGGGUAGAGUCUGUCCAUCUAUCUGGAUCAUGGCUAGGUUCGGUGCUUGGCUGGGCAGAGGGCUGGUGAUGUGGUUGUUGACUACUGGGGCGGCAGUGUUGGUGACCUUGUCGGUGACUGCGGCCAGGGCAGUUGUUGGUGACCUGGUGGCUGAAUGCGGCUGGGUCAGCAUUGGUGACCUGGUCGUCGACUGCAGCGAGGGCAGUGUUGGUGACUCUGUCCAUGACAGUGACCCCGGUAGGUGGCGAGUGCAUGUGGGUUACAGUUGCAUGUUCCUCCCCAGGCUGGUGGUCGAUGAUGCGCUCAUCAUCGGCUGGGUGGUUGGUCGAGCGGGCUUGCUGGUGAAGGCGGGUGGCUGCGUUGCCCCGGUUUCGCUGGUGGAAGCGGGCGGCUGCGUCGUGCUGCUGUCGGCCAGCAAAAGAUUGGAACAGUUAGAAAAGGAACUAUUGGAAACAAAAGCUGAAGAAAAUAAGCAGACAAAGCAUAAAACUCUCACGGAGGUAAUAAAAGUUGUAUUCACUGUAUACUUUCGUAUACUCAAAAAUGAUCCGACGUCCAAAUUGCUCUGUUCAACUCUGGAGGGCAUCGCAAAAUUUGCACACCUUAUAAAUUUGGAAUUCUACCAAGAUUUAGUGUUGGUUCUGAGUCGUUUGAUGGAUGAAGGCAACUUGGGACUGCGACAGCGCUUGUUGUGCAUUCAGACUGUAUUCACCAUUCUGUCGGGCAUUGGAGAAUCAUUAGCUAUUGAUCCGGCCAACUUCUACACGCAUCUAUAUAGAAAUAUGCUUCUUGUUGAUGCAGGCCAUGCACCGGAAAACAUCAGACUGGUUUUGGACGCCCUGGAAAUAGUUGUGUUGAAACGCCGGAAGCGAAUCACCCGUCAGCGACUGCUGGCUUUCUCCAAGCGACUUGGGUCGCUUGCUCUGCAGCUACAACACAACGGAUCCUUGUCCUGUCUCACUCUCAUCAAACAGGUUUUGCAGUUGAAUAAGGCAGUCGACAUAUUGCUAGAAUCGGAUGCUUCUAUUGGACAAGGCACCUUCCUUCCUGAACUAGAAGAUCCUGAGCAUUGCAAUGCUGCCAGCUCUUGUCUUUUUGAGCUGACGUCUCUGAGGAGACAUUAUCACCCUGUUGUAUGCAAAAUUUCUGACCAUCUAAUAAAAAACUUGCCUACAACCGGUGAGGGGACUCUAGCACCAGAGAUUGGUAAAUUGUCAAGCAGAGAAAUUUUCAAUGACUACAAUCCUCUAGAAAUGGCGUUCAAACCAUCAAUUCCUGUUCCGAAAAAAUGAAAGUUGGUGAAAAGCCUCACAGAUGGCAUGAUAAACAACUUGAAGUCUAUUCUAUUGAAGCGUUUCAAGACAAUAGCAAAACCGACUUGAGUGGAUUGUUCGAAGAGGUCAAGAAAAACGGAUUAAAGGAUGAGCUAGACGAUGUUACAUAAUGGGUACCCAAAUAAAUGUGUUUUAUGCUUA
Messenger RNA from Nilaparvata lugens (brown planthopper), 4520 nucleotides. Its product is annotated as nucleolar complex protein 3 homolog. Gene Ontology annotation, molecular function: chromatin binding. Gene Ontology annotation, biological process: DNA replication initiation. The coding region runs from base 231 to 4337 and encodes 1368 amino acids. The transcript is spliced from 26 exons. Gene Ontology annotation, cellular component: nucleolus. NCBI's taxonomy places the organism in Eukaryota, Metazoa, Arthropoda, Insecta, Hemiptera, Delphacidae. The record is from RefSeq and is a predicted model, not a curated record.